AUGAGCACCAUCUCGCCGACGGACUUUGACAGCUUGGAGAUCCAGCAGCAGUACAACGACAUCAACAACCGCUGGGACCUGGCAGCAGAAACUGACUGGGACAAUGAGAACAGUUCAGCACGUCUCUUUGAGCGCUCACGCAUCAAAGCUCUUGCAGGUAUGUAACACAAAUGUCCAGUUUGCAUUAUUGCAUUGUGUCAACUCCCAACUGUCUAUUUCAAACAUCUUUACCAGUUAUACAAAAUUGAAUCAAAAAGGUAAAUCUAUUAGAAAUUGGCUUUCACGGAAAUUUAAAACGAUAUUGAGGCUAUUAUUAGUGCGUGCGAUAGAUUUUAUUGUGUGUGGUUAUGUGUAGCAACUGUCACCAGAGAAUUUCAGUGAGCUGUAAAAUGAAAAUAGCAAAGGAAGCUUAUUUGCGAACCAUUAGCUAGAAUUGAUGGACAAAUUGCUCAGCAGGGGUCUAUUAAAUCCUGCUGAGAGGAAAAUAUUGUGAGGGGAAUGACGUUAUGAUAGUUUGAAUAUUGCAGUUGUAAUACUUGAGUCAAAAUACAAACCAAAAAAGCAGUCAGCAAUAUUAGAGGCUUAUUUUUGAUCAUAUUUAACAAAUGUGCAGACAGUUACUUAAAGACCAUACUCCUCAAAAAGCUUCUCAAUAUAAUGGAAAUACUAGUUUUCAGAGAGCCUGGUUGAUAAUGUGUUUGGACUGAACAUUGAGGAAUGCUCAAAUUUAGUAGAAAACUUCAUGCAUUAACGACUGUACAGAAAAUAAUCACAACCAAGGAUUUAGCACAUUAGCUUUUGGAAGGUACAGUUAAAUUUAAGUAUUUAGAAUCUACACAGCAUUUUACCGUUUCUCAACAUAAGAAUUUUAACAGUUAAUGUAACUGGUACAACGGUUUUAAAAUAUGUAUUUUAGUUCUUUUUUGGUCACAUACUUUUACACUCUAAGGUCAAGCUGCUUCUGGCAGCCAGUCAUAGAUCACCAGAAGAAUUUUCUGUGACUGGUGGGGUACAACUGGUAAGGUGAUCAUGGUUAUCUAACAUGACAGCCAUUGACAGCACAGCUCUUGGAGGUUUGACAAUUAUUCUCCUGUCUAUUUUAAUGGUGAGGCUACCAGAGGAUGCUGCAGACAUUCUUAGAUCCCAUAAUUGAGUCUCACUCUCUAGAUAGACAUUCAAAGAACUGACAUGACAUGCAAAUUAAUGCCACAACACAUACUAAGCUGCUGCUUACAUUCACUGCUCUCUAGAGAAUACCUGUUAAUUUCUCUAUAACAUGAUCGCCUUAUUUCCUGCUUUACACCUUUGACACCUGAAUAAUUUACUGGGGCCACUUCACUCUUUGUGUGACAGCAGUGUCUGCCACUUGUUUUACCACAGGGAGAGAACAUCAUCCAUGUUAAGAUAAGAAAGAUUUGCAUAGACAGGGUUUUUCCUGGCUCAAAUUGAGGCAGAGGUGGCACCAUCCUGACCAUGCGCCACAAAGUGCAUGUAUUUGUAAAUUCAACCGAUUCACUUUCUUUUACAGGCAACAUACUUUAAGUUAAGAGUUCAAAAAAGAGUGUGACCAUUAUUAUGUUAAAGCAUUCAUUUAUUAAAACUAUAUACACACACAAUUCAGCUGGCAACUUUAAAUUGAAAGUACACUUCAUCCACACAUCUCGCAACCAGACAGAACAUUUCAGCCUCCUCUUUUUCAUUCUGUAGAACCUCCUCAUGCACUCCUUGUAGUCCAAGGCCUCCUGGUCUGGUCCAUCAACGGCCACCUUACAACAGACAUCCAAGUGCCUCUCCUUCAGUCUGUUCCACAGAGGUGUCUUCACCUUAAACAAAACAAUUCAUCAUGCAUUAAGUAUUUUUGUUUUUAUUCUGAUACAGACAUGAAGAGUGAUAGCGUUUUCAAUCAUAUAUUAUAUAUAUGUAUACACUGCAGUGUCCUCCCUAAAAAAAAAAAACGACAACCAAUUAUUUCUUAAACUAUCUAAACUAUGUUAUUUUAGUUUUUGUAACUUUAUUAGGUUUUUUUAGGUACUACCAUCUUUAAUAUAUUUCUCCUUCUCUUCUGCUGCUUUGUGAAUGGCUGUCACCUCAUGUCUUUUUAUUGUGUCCAGCCUGUAGUUGGUUGAUGGCUGUCUCACUAAGGAGGCAGCAAUUGCCUGCUGUGUUGGGGCACAGUGCUUUUGGCAUAAAUAGCAGUGCAUGCCUUCCUCAGUAUGCCUGAGCCAGGUAAAUUGAUUGAGCCAUUGCUUGUCAAAGCCACUGGCUCUGUGUUUUUGAGAAGAUCUGGAAAGAGGAAUAAAAACCACGUACACGUCGGCUUUGCGUUGUUAUGCUCCUAAUUGGAAACUAAUUAAUUAAUUACCCCCGCCUCGCCGACUCGUCCUGUCCUGCAUUCUGACACUCGCGAUCACCAGUCCCGUGUGAAGUACUUUCAGACCUGACACAAAUUUCCACGUUGUCACCAACAUGAAUUAUAGCAUUUUAACUGCCUGUUACGUUUUUUCUCUGCUGUGUUUCACCUGGACUCUUGACUUUCCUCCUCGCGAGGUCGCUUUUUAAAGUACUGGCUGAUUUUGCCUGUCAUAACUGCAACGCUAAAAACGGAGUAAACUUUUUUUUUUUUUUAAAUAAACACGACAUGCUUGGAUGCAAAAAAGAGAAGCAGUAUUUACCUGUUUGUACCAUCCGCCAGGGAAAAUCAGGACGCCGACAGCACCAACUAGCGGGAAAAAAACUUGAAAAAACAUGAGUCGAUCCGUUUCUUCUUCGGUAGAUGCUUCAGGUCUUUCCGGUGCACUGCUGUUGAUAUAGCGCCUCUAUAGUGGCGCAACGCUGCAACUGCAGUUAAAAUACGUUGCUGCUGCAGCGGGACAUCAAUCGCUCAAUCAACACAGCUGGAGCUUUACGCUGUGUUGAGCGAAAUCAAUCGCUCUGGCUGGGGGCGGCACAAAAUUAGGUGGAGGCGGCCGCCACGCAAUUUUGAACGCAGGAAAAACCCUGCCUACAGUCUUGUGCUGUGUGGGUUAGCAUGGUAAGCAUGUGCCAAUUUGCCUUAUUAGAAGAAAGGCUCAGCUCCACUCUCAACAUAGUUGCAUGUUUUUACUUGUAGAAGAUUCUCUGGGAGAAAAGGUCAAAGCUGUCACACUUAAAAAUACACCCACAUGUAAUUCAAUAUUAUUCUGCACUAUAGGGUCAUCUCAACAUUGUCAUAACACAACUAAUCUAAUAUUUUGUCAUGAUUACAUUUAAUUGAAUUUUUUGUUCUGUUUUGAGGUUUUUGCCCUAAAUGAGAUCCUCAAACUGAUAGUGUAUCACCUUAACUGUGGGAGCCAUAUCCUUCAAAAUGUAGUGAGAAUCGUUUUCAUCUGAUAGCAUUUGUAAAUUCAAUUCUCUUUGUGAAGGCACUUGUUGCUUUUUAGUUUCUCUUUCUCUCCCUCUCUCCUGUAAUCUCCCCCUCCUUUCUUUCUCUUUCUCUCUCUCUUGAGUCCAAAUUGCUUUAUUUGUCAAGUCUCUCUAUCUUUCACCCAUUAAACUAUAGCAAUCCUUUAAAGUUAUCUGGGUUAGCACACUGUCAUCGCAUUAGAUUACUAUACCAGAGGUAGAAGAAUCCCACUUUUUUCAAGUGUCUUUCAAGACAAAAUAAAUGUGUUUUUUUCAGAUCAAUAUUAUCUUGACUGAAUAAAAAAUGUUUUAGCAGAUUAAAGCAAACAAAUAAAUAACUGACAUGGAGAAGAUGAAAUAGGUUCUGAAUGUCAGCUUUAUUAAAUUUUUUUAUGAACUUACAAGCCCUAUGUUGAUGCCAUUAAAAACAAUGUUCCGCUUUGAACUCUCCAGUAUUAUAAAGAUCAGGACACUGCUUUCUUUUAUGUUUUUUAGAAACAAUAUUGUGCAGCCCAGUCCCACUUAAAUAUCACUUUUAAAAGAAUAUAAGCAACAACAGUUUGAGUUAUGGAUAGGACUAAAAGACAAAAUUACAGGUGAACAGUUAGUUGCACAAAUCAAACGAGGCUCUAUGGACUGAGGUAAACUCUCUAUUUUUGCCUGCCCCAAAAGGCAAAACUGACUCUUUGUAGGGCAAGACAGAAAUACUUUCAAAAUGAGGACAAAGCCAGACGGCGAUAAAGUCAGUUCACCAAAGAGCAGCAAGCAGUGAUGGAAUGAGGUGAUGAGACUAAACUUGAAGGUAACAUAGUGUGAACAUUUUCCAUUGAUGUAUCACCACUUUUCACUCUGUUCCCUCAAGUCUAUUUAUAAAUGAUUGUUUUCACUAGAAGUGUCACAGGAAUGAAAAAGAUGUAUUAAGGUGGACUAUUUUACUCUCCUUCCAAUCUGUGCGUGUCUGUUUUUCAAGCAUAUGUUGUUUGAGUAUUUUUAUGUUUAAAAAGGAAAUUGUCUAAAAAGGAAAUUUUCUUUUUUGGUUUUAUACUCUACAGGUAUAAUUCCUUUUUUUGAUGGUUAAAGCAGGUUGCAAUAUCAUGUAAUACCCAGCAGGGGGGAGCAACAGGCAGAAAGGCACUAUGACACACAGCCACACACAGAAAUUUACCAACACACUCUGACGCUCUGAAGCAGCACUGCAGUUCAGGUAUUUCUGAAUUACAAACCCAAUUCUCUUACAAAAUACAGCAAAUCUCAUUCUUUCAAGCCAAAAUGAAACUCACUUUGAGUUCCGCCUUGUCGUACAUGCAGUGCUCUGUAUUUAGAGAUAUUCUGUGCCUUUGUGUCACAUAAUUAUAGUGGUGUGUGUGUGUAUGUGUUUGCGCUUCUGUGUGAAUACCUCUGAUACCAUCUCUCUUUGACAAGUACGGACUUGAUGUGCACAUUCUUUUACAUGCUGGAGCGACUAUUUCCCCCAGGCACAACUCCUGCCCACCUUUUACAACUAAUCCCCGCAUGUCAAGACCUUCUGCAUCCUGUAAGCUGCUGCUUACUUACGCCGUUCUCUCAAUGAAACCUCCUGUUUUUUUUUUUCUUCUUCUUCUCUGUAACACGAUCCCUUUAUUUCCUGCUUCACACCCUUUACACCCACAUGAUCUACUGGAAUCACUUUACUCUUUGUGUAACAGCGGCGUCUGCCACUUGUUUCACCACAGGUAGAGAACAUCACCUACGUUAAGAUAAUAGAAAUUUGCAUAAACAUCCACUUUGCCUACAGUCUUGUGCUGUGUGGGUUAGCAUGGUAAGCUGUGCCAAUUUGCCUUAUUAGAAGAAAGGCUCAGCUCCACUCCAACAUAGUUGCAUGUUUUUACUUGUAGAAGAUUCUCUGGGAGAAAAGGUCAAAACUUUCACACUUAAGAAAACAUUCACAUAUAUUUCAACACUAUUCUGUGCAAUUGGAUCAUCUCAGUAGUUUCAUAAAUAUAAAAUCUGUUUUUUAAACAAACACACAAACCGUGCUACAAAUGUUUUAUCUUUAAAUUUAAGCGUUUAGAAACAAAUCAAUAACUAUUGAAAGCCAUGCUAUCAAUUUCUCACUUUUGCUCACUUAUAUGAUACUGGGUCUAAGAUGAGUGAUUCUUGGACCCAUGAGGGUUUGACCCUACUUGCUCCAGGGGGAUUCCCCUUCAGAUCAGAUAUUUACUGCCAGCGCUCGGAGUGUGGUCAGGCUCUCAGCUCUCCCCAAGGUCCACAGAAGGGCUUGUGCUGUACGAUGGAUAGAAUUUAUCGUCUCAGAAAUAGAUCUCUCCACGCUCCCUCUGGUAGUUCUCAUUCCCCCCCCAGAGCUUCUGUCUUUUUUUUUUUCUUUCUUGUCUGUGUUCAUUGACCACUCCAGACUACCAUUAAUUUUCAUUAAAUCAUUCACUCAAAGCAGGAUUUUCCCCCCCACGUCCUCCUUUGGCAGACUGUCUCAGUUUGUUUCUGUGUUUCACAAGAUUCACAAAAUAACCCUCUAUGUUUAUUUUAUACACUGCUCAAAUGAUUGAUGGACGUUAUAGGGAGUUAACUGCUUCAAAUGAUCAUUUAAGAUGCAUGAGCCAGACACACAAACCUGCUAUCACAUCUGCCUCUCAUGCUAAUUGGUAAUGUAAUGUUUGAUAUUUGCCCGGUGGGAUUUUAAACGGCCAUUACUGGGGGUUUACCAGCUCUCUGCUCUUCAUCUCUCCCUGCAUGUGUCCGAAGCAUAUUGUCUGUUCCUCAGAAGGAAGUGUGUUCUCUUUGGGUCUCAUUAGUCCAGUAGCCCCCCCAUAAACACCCAGUCAAGCCUGGAGCAUUUUUGUCCUCUAAUGAGAUCCAUCCAGAUGCUCCCUGCUCAUCAUGACAAACAGAUCAAAAAAAACCCAACCAGACCUUUUUUACUGACGCCCCCUACCAGACCAAAAAGGAAAAAGAAAAAAGACCUUUGACCCCGUUCAGUCUUGUGUAAUAAUUGCACACUGAGACAUUUAAUGCAUGUGUAACUUUUGUCAACGCUGCAUUUUUGUUGCCUGUUCUUAAAAAACCUAAAUGCUCCCAUGGAAUAAUGAGAAAACUGUACAACACUUCAGAGUAAUUUAUUAAUCCAGGAUCUACUGGUUAAUCUCUUGAUUUGUAUCACAUCUACAGUUGACGUGAAUUAUAAAAGAAACAUGUGAAUCAUAUGAAACCAGUGUAAGAUUUUCCGUUUUAAUAAGGUGUGCCUGAAAUAACUUGAAAUCUGUCCCUUGUCUCGCUGGACAAAACAGAAAGUAUAAUUCUACAACUGUUUUAUUCGGUUAGUGACUCACCUCCAAACCCAGCUUUACUUUAGCACCUGCCUAGCUUACAGUUGGAGUUCACCAUUUAAAAUCUUGUUGAGGCAGGAAGGAGCUCGUAGUAUGCAUCUCAGACUGCCUCAACAACUUCCUUCCUGUCUCAGCGCCUUAUCGAAAGGUAGACCCUAUGAACAGAAAGAGAGAGUGGUAGAAACAAGAUGAACCUCACAGAGAGUAAACAGGAUAAGAAGACACAAUCUGAUGGGAACUGUGGUGAUAUACCUUCUUGGUAGGCCACACCCCGCUGACCGGUGGAAUUAAGGUGGAGUUAAAUAAUCCGCCUCAAGCUACACUGAGUAAAGAACUCUUAAUGGUUUAGUCCACCUCUAUACAUCCUCCCUCCUCUCAUCCACCAUGUUCCUCCUUUGUGCUCCUCCCUCGAACACACCUUAUGCAAAUGGCUCUAUGUUCAGACGGCACAGCAGGCUUUGUUUACACAGCUAUCCGACCACAGCCGGUUAGCCUUCUCUGCUGUGCUCUGCUCCAGCAAAUGCGUGUUGAGAGUCUGAAGUGAAGGCAUAGCCAGUAUUGUGUUGCUAGAACCACAAGGGAGUGCAACCAAAAGCUUUUACUUUUCACUGUGGUGAGAUUUUCACAAGGAGAGGUGAAAAAAGAGAACAUUUUGUUCUUAAGAUUUGCUUGAAAAAACUCUUUUUUCUUCAAAAAAAAAUCCUCUAGCCGGGCAUUCAUUGCUGUGUUUUCAUUGGACAAGGUGGGACAUACAGUAGAUGAAGAAAAGGACAAGCGCCAACAUUACUGAGCCACAGCAUUGAGGCAGUUCAGAAGAGGAGGAUAGACCAAAGCAUACUGGAUUAAAAAAAGAAACUUUUUGAUUUUUUUGGGAGUAAAAGGGUUGGAUACUUUUUUGAGUGGAGAUUGCUGCUUUUGUUGUACUAUGCAGAAGAACUCCCAUUCAUUUUCUACCUGAGAGGAUUAUUUAAGAGAGAUCCAGAAAAAAGGCCAUGGAGUGGGAGCACAGGGACAGAGAGCCCUGCUUGUCCCCUGCAGCAUUUGUUAAUCAGGUGCAAUACUCCAAUAUCCUGGAGGGAAGGUUUAAACAGCUGCAAGGUAAGAGUUGAAGUUAGAUGUUCAUUUGAUUGAAAGGGACAUUUUCAGGCAGUUGUUGAGUGUGAAAUCUUUGUCUCUAAUGAUCAGUUUAGAUUAGCUGGUGUAAUGUAUUUAAAGAUACAGUUGACCUGUUGACACCACAGGGGAGUUUUUUGGCUCGUUCUCUGGCUUUUGGAAACAGUUGCUAAUGUGACAACACUGGGAAGUUAAUGUUAGGUUUAGCUGUACUAAGUAGCUGGUGCUGUAGUCCUACAGCAAAUGUUAGAUUGUUAAUAAGUCUCCAAAUAGCUCAGCAUUUUUCUGGCAUCGAGUGGCUACCUGUGAGAGGCUACAGACACUCCCCUCUCAUUUGGGUACUAUUUCAAAGCUCAAUGUGGAGAGAAUUGAAGAGAGGCAUAGUAAACGCUCAGUAGGCUUCAGCUCAGCUCUAAAGCAGGCCAGCAGUCUGGCACCUGAUCACUGGGCCACCUGUCUUUCUUAUCUCAUUACAAUGCAUCGCUCUGUCUCUGGCUAAAGCCUGUAAGGUCUAGGAGGUCCUGUAAACUGAAAUCACAGAGGCCUCUGGCUUUUGCGUGCCACUUUGGAAAUGAUGUAGUAACAUGAGUCUAAAUCCCCAACCCCAAAACUGACACUUCAUUGAUUCAUUUAGGAAAACUCCUCUCAGAAAGUUAGUUUUACUACCAAAAAUAUAGUUGAACUUUUAAUUUUUUCCUCUUAUCAUAAUAUGUACUUAGAAAAAGUUUUGGCUAAACUUCUGGUCUCCCAGUCACAGGUCGCAGCAUAAAGUUUUUGCGGUACCUGAGCGUUUGUGCUUCAGCGUAUGAAAAUGUCAGUCACUGGUGCACAUGAAGUUUGCAGUGUUUUGCGAGCUUCCGGUCCCUCCCUGGUUGCUGUCUGGCAUAAAGAGUAGUCUACAAGUGUACUUGUGGGGCAAGUCGACUCUCUCUGCAUGUUUGACAUUCCAGUGGACAAACAACACUCACCUCUCCUGUAUUAAGCCUUAUCCUCCAUGAUAAUAAAGAAGAGACUCGUACACUGGAGUCAUGUAUGUUUGUGAAAGUGAUGCAUGAAUAAUGAAACCUGCAUGCCGGCAGCUCCAAUACUUUUGUCUGAAGAUAAUGAUCACAGAAGAGAUAGAAUCUUCUUUUGUCAAGAUUCACUACAUUUUUACAUUUAACCACGUAGCCUCAUGCACAAAGAAUCUUAAGGUACAUACCAGAGUGUCAACUGCUCAUAGCCAUUUGUCUUUUUUUUUUAACUUGUCAGGCAAGAAAACCUUUAACUCUGUGUAAUUUAGGGGGGUCAGAGAACUGUCACAUAAUUUGUGCUGACAGGACUGAUUCACACUUCCUUACAACGAGAAUAUUGUGAAAGAGGCUUCAGAGCUCUUGGUUAUGAAUAUGAGGUCCGAGGAAUUCAGAUAAUAAUAAUGUAUGACAGAUACAUGCAUACAAAGGUUCCUCUACUUUUUCAGUGCAUGAAUAUGUCCUGGCUGGAGUUUGCUGUAAAUAUACUCAUGCACACACAUACUCAGACGCAUAAACACAUUUUGGCAACUCCCACUUGUAUUUCCAGUUUGUCUACCCUUGCGGCUCAUUCCUUGUGUCACUCCCUCCCUCCCUCGCACUAAAUUAUGAUUGCAGCAGGAAUGACGAAGUAGAAGAUGUAGAAGAUGACAAAGUAGCUUAGUAUCAUUACCAUCUCUUAAGACAAAUGAAAUCAAUUACUAACUUGCUCUUACAUUCGUAUUAAAUAUGUCAUUCUCCUCAAGUUGGUGCUUCACAACUUUUUGUAAAAGUUCAAAUUUGACCUCAGCAAUACAAAUCAUCUCCAUUGGAAAAUUCAAUAAUCACAUCAGAGCUUGCAGGAAAAAGAAAGUGAAAAAGAAAAACUGAGGUUGGGAGUUGUUGUUGAAGACAUAUUUGAACUGCUUUACCGUCAUAAAAGUACUGAACAUCUGUCAUACAGUGUGUGACUCAUUGGUAAAUGAUAUCUUACAGGUAAAGAAUGAACUGAGUAACUUAAUAACUAUCGCCAAGGGAGACAGGUUUAAUGAAACACCGGCCACAUGGUAAGACAGAAGUGAGGGGGAAAAAAACUCUUCAUCUUUGUGUCAUGGAACAGGCUUUAUUGGCAGAUGGAGGGACAGUUGCUUCCUUUUUAUAGCUUAUUCUGGCAGCUCACCCCCAUAUCAAUCAUUCAUGACUGAGUAUAUAGAUUAUUGCAUCACUUAGUAUUAAUGUUACUGUCUUUAUCAAAUGACUAUCCUGGCUCAUUGAAGAUACUAUAGUGUUAACUGUUCCACUUGAGUCUUUAUUUUGGCUCCAGAUAGAUACAUUCUGAGUUAGAUCUAAUAGUUUACAGUUGAACUGUGUGUCAGGUUAAACUGCAAGCGACUCAUCCAAAGGGUCACUGCUCGAGCAACCUGCACCCUCUGGACUUUAGUUUGUACUGUCACUCAGCAAGCAUUAGCUGGGUGACUGUUUAAAUACAAGUUCUUUGACAAAGCUAGAAGCCAUUUUUGUUUGCCCUCUGGGCUGCUGCAACAAAUAAGUACAGAGAUGAAAAAGAAAACUGACAAGCUGUCUAAAAGAGGUCUGCAGCUUAAAUCUUUAUUUGUACUUAGUUGACUGAUUUAAAGCUGUAAUUUCUAAUUGUUUUCAGUUGAUUUACCUUCAUGGACUUGUUUUCUCUGGUUAAUAUAUUCUUAUGUUUUUUUUUGUAAUCCAGUGCUGCUCCAGUGAGAGCAUUUCUAUUAAUUUUAGGAUCUGAAUUGAUACUGGGUGGGAUAAAUGUCACGUUUUGGGUCCAGUUUCAAAAACAGGGGCGCACUUUGAAUUGAAUGUUGUAACUUAAUAUUUUUAACACUCUUAGUGAAAGCUCUGACUCCUGUGGCCUCAAGCUGUAACUCAGAGUCACAUUACCUAGGUGCGGAGGGUUCACCAAACAUACAAAACACACAAACACUCACACUCAAAAUGCCUUAUUGUUUGUUCACUUUUACCAACAUUGACUGAGUCCUACAAAGAGAGCUAACAACUAAGUGCAGUUUUGGAGGCUCUAAGAUAAUUAUUAUUUGUUGACAUUUCACACCCUGUUUGUGUGCAGAUGUUAUGGCUGAGAGGUGCCUGCUUCCGGCUCCUUUCUCAUGGGAUUGGCCUUGGCCACCCCCCUCUCAUAUCUUCCCCAUUAUCAGCCCCAGCUGCAGAUGGUGCAGAGGGCCAUGACCUGGAGGACAUGUGUAGUGCCUUCAGUGCUUGCAGAAAGGGGAAGAGGACAGUACUAUAAGGGAUGAGUCUCUCUUGCCCACCUCAAAGGUUUUGUCAUUACAUUUACUAACCUGUUAAAGUUGGGCAAAAUGUCUUGCUGUACUUGAGGCCCAAAACUGUUAAAAGUGUAAAAAUAACACAUGCCACAUGUGGCAAGGCGUCGGUUUCACCACAGGCCUACUUUCAAAGUACUCAAAGGGGGGCAGUUCCGCUUCUGUAUCUGCGCUUCUGUGGGGAGAGGAGCACGUGCAUUUGUGUGUGUAGUUUUACUCACAAUUUUAAUGGGUCAUGUGGGUGGACAACAUAUUGAUUUGUAGGAAUAAUUGGAGGGAUGAUAUGCAGCCUUUUCCAAGUUUGCAGACAUGCAGUGUCAAUCAGUUGUUCGGAGGGUAAAUCUUCCAACUUCAUGAAAGUUGCAGACUCUAUUACUGUUGAAUAACAAGCUUAUGUAGACUCAGAAGGCUCACAGAAGUAUAUACUGUACAAUGAAAACUCACGACUACUAAUCAAUCUCAAUGUGAAGAAAUGGCACAACCCCUGGUUAUGGAGUAAUUCAGUUAGGUACAAAUCUGUUCUUUUGCUGAGGUCUAGGCAGUUACUGUAGUGUAACCCAUUUAGCUUGAAGUACGGGUACAUAAAAUGUCCCUUUCCUAUUUACUGUAACAUUUUUUACAAAUUCCAUUCAUCCUAUCACCCCUCAGAUGGUUUGUCUUCAUCGUGUGCGUUUCUUAGGGCACCCAUGAAGUGUUUCUCAGCUCAAACCACCCACUGGUGUCAGUACAGAAUAGCAACCACCAGCCACAAGGUUUUCAAGAUGAUUUUGACUGUCUGAGUUUGGUCACUUCUGCAUGUGGUAAAUACUUCAUGAAGUCAAAUAACAGAGUAAAAUUCAGCACGUCAGAAGUACUCCUUUGAUGAUAGUCUUGCCUCUACACUGUUAUUACAAACAGACUGUUAAAAGCUGAUGGUCCUUGGUUUGACUUUUAGUUGCUGGCUCCAGCUUGAGGAAUUCACGAUAACUAUCUAACAAUCUUCUGUUAGGCUGUAGCACUUCUUACAAUUGAUGCAUUUGUAUAGCCAUUGUGCAUUUUUAACACGUAUCCUCGUGAAUUUACUUUUUUGGGCAAACUUGAAGCUGCUUUCAUGUCAUGAUUUUUUUAACCAUAAUGUAAAUAAUAAAGUUAAAAUCUCAGUUUUCUUCUUAACUUUCAAUAACGACACAUUUUAGUUUGAGGAAUAUGUGGGUUAGCUAAUCUUAAACUACCGUUUGUCACAUUUUCCAGUCACUGUUUUCCAUGUUGCUAAAUAAAAGCAGAGCUGACUACCUCCCAUGAGCUCUUUUCACCUUACCCUUUGGCACAGAACCAUAAUCUUGUCUGUGUGAGAAUGUCCAAGGGAAGGUCAUUAAGACAGAUUAAAGCCAGCAGAUUGAUGGAAGUAGUUUACUCAUUCUUUCUAAGGGCAGGGUGACCAGAGGCAUCCAUUAUGCAAGAUCAGAAUGGGUGGGAUGUUGUAUGUCAAGACUCAACUAGAAAGGAAAGCAUGAAUGGCCAGUAGGGAGUAAGGCAUGACCUCGGCCAGAGAUGAAACAAGCUGAAAUGAUUAGCAGCACUUAACACUUUGCAGACUGCGCUGAGGCAUGAACCUCUACUUUUCCUUUAGCUCCAUGAUGGCAGUCCUUCAGAGAAAUGGCAAGUGGACGAUAUCUGCAGAAUGCAUUUAUUGCCAUUGUGUUAAGAGCUCACUGUGGUGAGCUAUGGAAGGAUGGGGUCAUUCCUUGUCCUCUUUACUGGACUGAUGCCACUGAGAGCCAAAGUGCAGUGUCAUGCCACACAGCAGAGAAAUGCAGGAUUCAAUGAGAAGGUGGUAGAAAAAAAAGUGUGUAGAAGGUUGUUGUCCUGUUAUUUUUUUCCAAUCUCAAACAGUACUUGAAUAUUCCUAUCAAUGAGAUUAAACACACAGCAGAAAUGAGUUUCAGGAGAAUGUGGAAACUGUAAACACUAAUCUCUAGUUAGUUGUGACCAACUAUCUUUGGAGUUGGUCAGAGCUGAUUAGGCAAUUACAUGCCUCUGUGUUUAUUCCAAACCUAAAUCCAACUCCAUUCAUUUAUCUGCUGCACAGUAUAAAUGGGCGACUGGACAAUCAAGAUGGUUAUUCAUCAAUGACCACCUUCUGGCCGCCAGAAAUAAAGAGUCACCUUACAAGUACAGGUUGGCGACUCAGUGGCAGGACGACGCCUAGUCUUAAUCUAAUUACAAUCUAUGCCAGCGGGACACCUUCUACUCAACACACUGCAUACUGCACAACAUGCUGUAAGCCUCAGUGGUGUUUAUAAAAAGAUAAACAGUUGCAUAAUGGUUGGACCUAUAUGCACAGUUCAACUGUUUUUGCUUACUUAAGUAACCUACAUACAAAAAAAACAAAUAUAUUUUUAUGAGGACGAUAAAUCAUAUUCUCACACUCACAUUCUUUGCAUACAAACUGCUUUAAAAAAUGCUAUUUUUUUUCUUUGCCUUUCAAGACAGCUGUUGAAGUCUGUGUCAAGUAUUUGAAGUAGUUCUUACCGGCAUCUUAAUUCAGGGAUGAAAUCUAGUAAAUGCUGCAGGUAACAUCUUUGAUCUAGUUUCAUCCAAAAAAAGUUAAAAACUGUAGGAUAAGAAAACAGAAAUAACUUAACUAUGAUGUCAACUUUGAUCCAAAUUCAAUGGCAGCAUCAAUGCAGAGUCUGUCAUGUUGUUUGUACAUGAACCUUCCCCACUGAUUCGUUGUUGUUUUAUCCAUCUCAGUAUUGUCACCAAACAUGAUCCACACAGACAGGAUUAAGUCUGGCGGCAUAUUUUCCUCAGAUUACCUGCAUAUCAUCGUUAUCAACAGUACACAAGUUUGUUGCGAGCUCAGAUAUGGGAGAAGCUAAAUCCUAGUGCCUGUAAUAGUAGAGAGGGCACACAGACUGCGCCUCUCUCCUCCUCCUCCCCCACACUGACAUAUACUUUAAGCUAGCUACCAGAGACAAACAUGCACAAAAUGACUGGACAUGCCCAAAUAUGCUUUUGAAACAUUCAGUGAUGGCUCUAACCACUAGUUCUGAUCUGCCAUUAGUAAACAAUGGAGAAAAACACUAAUCACUUGUUUUUCUAGCUUACACGCAGAGAGGUUCAGGAGGGAGUUCAGUCAGGGGACUUUAUGACGACUAUAGAAGCAAGAUUUCAAUAAGACCAAACUAAAUCUAAUCCUCGAGAGAUUAGGAGACACACUUAAGUAUGAAUGGUGGAGUCAAGUUUAACAAAUUUAACAUGUUAAAAAAAAAAUAAAAAACAGUAUUCAGUUUAAUUUAUUUUUUUAGAGCAGUAAAGUUUAUUUUAUGUUGGAUAGUAGUCAUGGCAACGCUGUUGUGUGAGGCAGUUUUAUCACAGCCCCCCAAAAAUCACACCUUGCAUUUCAGGAUGAGAGAAUAAAAUCUUUAAUUUGUCCACAUUUGAGGCAGGCAUGCAGUCAUUUUCUUUUUCUGUCAAACCAAAUUAAGAUUAUGAAAGAUUUUUAAAACUAACAAGUAACUGCAAGCUUUACUUUCUAAAAGCCCACAUUUUCCCUCUCUUCUCUCUUGUCCCCCUCUUGUGUAACAACACUGGCAGGCUCUUCAGGUAUUUUGUGUGACGUGUGCCUUAAGACUUCAAGACGACACAGUCCAGUCCUUUAUCUUUUUUCUCCUUCAGUUAUCAAGGUGAUUUUUGUUAAAAAUAAACAGGCAGACCCUUAAGCAUUUCUUCAGGUUAGUUAAAAAAUAACAGAGCAUUUAGACCUGGAUGUGCAAACUCUACAGUUGAAUUAUUUUCCCAUGCUCUUACACCUCAAUAUUCAAAUGUCACAUUGUAAGUAAAAACAGCUGCACCGGUUUUGCCCUUAUCUACUGUGGCUGCAACUGAUGACAGGUUUGUGUUUGCUCACCAUAAUGAGCAAACACAUCAGGGACCGUCGUCUGUGUUUGUCUUGUCCUGUGCUCUUGUUCAGUUGCCUUGUUAUUAGCUGCACAGCGUGAGGUGGGAAGCAACAUUUCUUAUUUAGGACCCCUGUCCGCCACAAUACCGCCUUCUCCUCAGAGCGGGGUGCUGUUACAACAUGACCAGGUAUCAGAAGGAAUGUAGACCCGCCACUGUACAUGCACCUCACCUGGCAUAGUAACCUGUCUCUGCUGGCUUGAACAUCUUCAGAUAUUAGUGGUUCCCUGGUUUGUAGAGCAAUUGUUUAUCCUGGUACGUGAGAUAAAUGAAAUUGUGAGAUAGAAGAAAAGACGAGGUUUAUUAGGAGUCUGUUUUCUAAAGCUUGAAAUAAACUGAUGACAAGAAAACUCAAGCAGACUUCACUAUGGUAAAUAGAUGUCUGAGGCUAAGCUCAGGAUUGACAUUUUGACUGAUGAUGGCUAUUACAGUUUGAUGCCAUAACAUUAUCUUGUUUGUCUGAUAUCCUUGAAUUACAGCAAACCAGGAAGAAGGACACAUUUCUCCGAGCCAUGCAUGCUGAUUGCAAAGAAACCUGUUUCUUACAGCUGCUCUUACAGCCGAACAACAAAAGCCUCGGGGUCAUUACUGUAGUCCAUUGUUUAAAUAGUUUAAAUUAACAUAUUUUUGUGCAUUUCUGUUUCGUAAAAGCUUUACUCUAAAACUGCAUUUGACACAUUUCUAUAGCUCCUCGUACAGUUUGCAUGUAGACACAGACAUUAACCCUAACCCAGUUAUUUUCUGCAGAGUGUGGACUAGCAAACAUAAUGAAAUAUUGUCUUUUGCUGCUGGUCAGAGCUUUUCCACAGAUGGUGCAACUUUAGCAUUUUUAUUUCAGAGCUAGGAUUCCAACAAACACAUUUCAGAAGUGUUUUUCUUUUUUUACAGUCCCUCCUAUUUCUGUUUCGAAGCCAUGAAAUAAACAGAAUUACACUUCAAAAGAAAAAGAAGACAGUUUGAGUCUGGUGGGGGUUCACAGGAGACGAGGCGCUCUAGUCUUUUGGCUUACAGAUGCAUUAAUGUGAGCAUGCAUACAGUUAGGAAACAUGCCCAAUACUUAUGACAGUUUUUGUCUUCUACAUUAGAAAAUGAUCAGCAGAAUCCUAUUGGGUUUUUGUGUCACUGCAGUGCUAACCACAGAUAGCUGUUGCUUAUUUCAAAGUAGUUUAUAAUUAGAGGAAGAACUGUCAGCUUGCAAAAGAUCAAGUGUUACUCCACCCCAAAGGGGCUGUGGGAAAUUUCUGAAUCUGUUCUUUUACAGAUAGCCGUUAGAUAUGGGUUAAUUGCAUAACCUGAUAUUCAGCCACCUGACGCUCAUCUUUUAGGGAGUAAGCUGGUACUUGUUAAGCAACCAAAUGUCUAAUAAACCACACACAGCCACUUGACCAUGUCUCUCUGUCACCUCUAGCCUUAUUUCUAUGACAUUUGCAAUAGUUUCUGUGCUAAAAGAUCUUUUCGAGGCUCUUUUUUUAAAUUCCACAAGUCCUGCUAUUAAUGUCUUGACCUUGUGAUUUAAUCUCACGGCGCACCUUUGAAAAAGACUGUACUCAACUUUCUGACCUUCACAAUCUCCCUGUGUUACACAAACUGCCUUGAUAUUUGGACCUUGCCUUUGGGUUGAAAGUCAGCUUUGAAAUGAAAUGCAUUUGAACAUUACUGUAGCUUUUGGCUGCAAGCUCCCCUUACAAGUAUUUCUAUUUAAACUGGCAGCUGAAUGUUUUUGAUAUACAAAUCAAGUUGGUGCAUUCAUUGAUUUUACUCUUGAAAAGAACCACACUCUCUUGACAGUGAAAGAAAAAAAAAAGACCUUUGGCAACAUUUUACUAUGUAUUAAUGGACUAAUGGCAGCUGUAGUGAAACAGGAGAGAAAAAGGGCUGACAGACAGAGGAUUUUUAAAAGAAGAGUAAAUCUUUUCCAGAAAAAUGACCCUUCAGGGCAGCCGUCUUUCACAUCACUUCUGUUUCUUUCCUUUGAUGUAUUUGUGUUGCAGCACGUGAAACAGAAGUUACAGUUUGGAGGUUAAUGUUGUCACAUCCCACUGCUUUUAGAUGUGCUGUAUGUGAUACCAGACACCAUGACGAGUGAUCAUAGCAAACUGAUCUAUCUAUCCUUGCGUGUUGUACAGUUAAACAAUACAGUCUCACUCAAACUGUGUCUAGUCAUGGUUUUAUUUGUCUUGACCAUGAUCAUAUAUCAUUUCACACUGUUUUGGCUAAAUAUCACAGAGUUUAUACUCUCAUUUGUUUUCUGUCUGCUCCAGGGUAGUUGCGUGUUGGCCCGUGUUAGGUGCAGUUCACUCAGUACAAAGCCAGAACAGUGCUUUCAAAAGGCAGAGGGAGACCUUGUGUCCUGGAAAUGAGGUCACCUUGUUAGGUGGCGGAGCAGGAUUAGCUUCUUACUCCCCUGGUCCAUAUGUCUGAGCUGCUGCUCCAGCUUAAUUUAUUGUGACACAUUUUUUUUUAGUUCUGCUCCUACAAAGAAAAGAAAAUUCUAAUUAAAUGCCAUCAUUGUUAAGUGCAGUUUUGCAUUGUCAUUUUUUUUUUUUUUUUUUGUAAACUCACAUAAUUAGAGUAAUCAGCAGAGCACACAUGAGAUGAGCCAACAGUACAUAACCAGUCUGAAGAGUGAAAACCACUCACUAAGCUGUCAAUGCUGUGAUCCAAGAGAUUUAAUGGCAUAGCUUAUCUGUGAAAUGAACUGCUCAGGACCAAGCUUAAGUCCUUAUGAUUUACUGUCACCUGUCUGCUCUCCAAAGUGAUCAGAGUUGGAGACACGUUUUUUUUGUUUGGAGCCAGAUUUAUCAUCUACGAUCAUUUCGCUGACAGUAAUGAUGUUGGUAAUGUCUCAGUCAGCAGAGUGUAAUCUUGGAAUGUGACUUCAGGCUCUUUCUCCUUGUGGUGUGCUUUGCAGAUGAACGUGAAGCAGUACAGAAGAAGACCUUUACCAAAUGGGUGAAUUCCCACUUGGGCCGAGUGACCUGUCGCAUCGGUGACCUGUACACUGACCUGCGCGACGGCCGCAUGCUUAUCCGCCUCCUGGAAGUGCUCUCAGGAGAACAGCUGGUCAGUAACACAGAAAACACCUUUUCCUGUCCUAGCUCUGACCCCCGUGUGACUAUCAUUUGCACCACGAGUCUAUUAAAAGCAGAAAAUCAUGUGCUUCGUUUCUCCUUUUCCCCAAAUUUGAUUUCCCUCUAGUACUGUUUGUUUUUCUGUUUCAGUUCCAAAUGUCCCUUCCCUGCAUUUAUGUUGUGAUCACUUUUGUUCAAGAAAUCCACAAGUCUGAUUACAUUUUCUUCCCCUCUGACAGCCAAAGCCAACGAAGGGACGCAUGCGCAUCCACUGCCUGGAGAAUGUCGAUAAAGCCCUGCAGUUUCUUAAAGAGCAAAAAGUCCAUCUAGAAAACAUGGGCUCCCACGACAUUGUGGAUGGGAACCACCGUCUCACCUUGGGCCUCAUCUGGACCAUCAUCCUUCGCUUCCAGGUAACAUUCAGUGUAGCCUCUGGGUGCUCUGUUCAUUGCACUGUCAGCACAGCUGCCAAGUUAUCUAACCUUUUUACAGACUGAGUUUGUCUCUGCAUGUAGCCAAGUCCAUCCUCAGGCAAACUCAUAAAAAAUUGUUUUUGGGAUUAGAUUAGAUUUAUUAUGUAGUUCCUCCACUUCUCAUUUUAGUUAUUAACUCUAUGACAUUAGGUGUGACCUUGUAGUCAUCUUAAAUUCUGUAUUCUGCUAGGAUGGUGUAACAUUAUGUAAGAGGAUAUUAACAGAAUGAACUCUCCUCUGACAGAUCCAGGACAUCAGUGUGGAGACAGAAGACAACAAGGAGAAGAAGUCAGCUAAAGAUGCCCUCCUGCUCUGGUGCCAAAUGAAAACUGCUGGGUAAGACGGGACUGUGUGAUGGGAGACAAAAUGGGGUUUUGGGAUCAAAUACUAUGGAUAGACUCGGUCAAAGAUAUAUUUAAUCAUCAAAGCUUUAUCGAGUUUAGCCGGAGUUCCUACUGAUAAGUGUUGUUAUGCUGUGUUAAUGAUUAAUGAUGUCUGAUCUGACCUCCACAGAUACCCAAAUGUCAACAUCCACAACUUCACCACCAGCUGGAGAGAUGGCCUGGCGUUCAAUGCCAUCGUGCACAAACACAGGUCAUUGACAUCUUUCUGUACUUAAAAUGACACACUGGUCCACGUUAGGUAUACAUACAGUUUAAAUUACUGUUUUGAAUGAUCUCCUCUGGUAAGUGUAGAUUUAAGAGUCGUAUUCGUCAUAAGAAAAUGGUGACAGCCUCUCUUUCAUCUUUCUUUGCCUAAUGAGCACCUGUCGCUCCACUAUUACACUUCUCUGGGGUGUUUUUCAUCCCUUCUCUAUUUAGGUCUCCUUCUCCUCCCAUCCUUUUUAGCGAUGAAAGGAUGAAAACGAAAUAGGGAGUGAGAUGACCUAGAUCACAGAAAUAAUAACCCACUUAUUUUCUAUGAAGGAGCUAUGUUGGUAACUCACUUGCACACCCUGCUGGUAAUAACGUCAUUAAUAUCAUUGAACUAAAAGCCAAAGGUGUAGCCUAAACUCCACAGUCAUAUGCAUCAGGUUGCGUUGUUUGUUACACUGAAUGCUUAAGUGACACUUGAUACUUGAAUACCAACACUGCUUUCUUUGGCGUUAGUGAGCCAUAAACUGCUUGUGUAAACCAUGACUUUGCUAUUUACAUGAUUAGGCCUUAUUCAAAUUACACAUUUGCAGCGACUCCUUUCUCUUUGUUUUUGAAGCAUCUGGAACAUUGCAUACUAAAUAGUAAAAGAUUUAUGACCACAGUGUGUUUCAAAUUUGGGACAAAAUUUCAGAACCUCAACAACAUCCAUAGCCAUGCUUGUUUGUCACCAGCCUCAUGAUAUAUAGCCUUCCUAACUAAUUUUACUUCACUCUGAUGCUUAAGUCACCUCAAAUUAAGCAGCUUGCUUAAUCCGCUGAUAAAAAGCCUGCUUUCAUGCUGAAAUCCAUGAAUCGUUCGUUCGUUCGUUUAUUGUCCACAAGUGGAAAUUUGUCUUUAAUCUCAUCGUGUACAAAAAACAGAUCAACAGCAACAAGGACAGCAGCAACAGACACAUAACAAAUACACACAAAACAUCUUGGCAGCAAAAGAGGGAGGACAACAGUGUAAUGUACUGCACAUAACAGACAGAUCUAACCAGACAUAGGCCUAAUAUCAUUCAGUGCCCUGAUGGCGUUAGGAAUGAAUGAGUUUUUGAGGAGGUCAAGAUCUGCCUGAACGAAGUAUAACGAACUCACUGUACAGUGGGUGAGAAAGAUUUCUUUGAAUGUAACCUGGUCUAUAAACAAAGAUGUGCAAAGGUGUAUUUCCUUUAUAAUACAAGACAGUGAUUUUGUAUUUUAGCCCAAAAGACAUUGCCACUUUGUUUUCAUUCAGCCCCCCAGUGUAAUCUGUACUUAUUAAACCUGUAAUUGUUCCCUGGCCUGUGCAGACCCGACUUGAUUGAGUUUGACAACCUGAAGAGGUCCAACGCUCACUACAAUCUCCAGAAUGCUUUCAACGUGGCCGAGAAGGAGCUAGGGCUUACCAAGCUGCUGGACCCAGAAGGUGAGUGUGUAAAUCUUACACGAAAACAAGAAGCGUUCCUGAAAGUCACGCCGAUGGUCUGAUACUGCCCACUUGGUACUAAGCUGGUGUCUGUUGUCUGAAACAGCUUGAUGGGUCAGACUACAGAGGAUUAUGGGAAUUAAUUCUAGCUUAGACAACACUGCAUCACAUGUUGGCUACACCGACACCUCAAAAAGCACGUCUAAAGACAGAAACCGUUUGGCACCUUGGAAGAUCUAAAUAAAGGCUGUUGUGAGAGCCGAACUUCACCGUGUUGUUUGUGCUGAUGUUUACAGUCACAUGACCAAAAGAGAAAUAACUCAGUGCAAAUGCAUCAACCUUUCUUUUUUUCAGAUGUGAAUGUUGAUCAGCCUGAUGAAAAGUCCAUCAUUACCUAUGUGGCGACCUACUACCACUACUUCUCGAAGAUGAAAGCUCUGGCAGUUGAGGGCAAACGAAUUGGCAAGGUUAGCUUCGAGUAUUUGCAUGUUUUUUGCUUAUCAGUGUGAGAGUUAAAGCGAGUGCUUGAACCCUCCGCACCAGUUGCUUCAUGCAUCUCUUUUGCUUGCAGGUGCUGGACUACGCUAUUGAAGCAGAUCAGCUGAUAGACAAGUAUGAGACCCUGGCAUCAGAGCUUCUGCAGUGGAUCGAACAGACCAUAGUGACGCUCAACGACAGGCAGCUAGCUAACUCACUGAGUGCUGUGCAGAACCAGCUCCAGGCUUUUAACUCCUACAGGACGGUGGAGAAACCCCCCAAGUAAGAAAUAAAAGAAAGCAGGAUGAGUGUAACUCAGUGAAGGACCGAGUGCACAUAACACUGUACUUCCACCAGAUCCAUAUUUAGCUUGUCUCCUCUUUGUCCUGGUUUGGCCCUGUGCUUUCUUGUCCAUCAACACUUACUGCCUACAUUUUCAGAGCAGCACGGAGCAGCAGCUCCUGACAGCUAGAGUCCUGAGACCCAAGAAUUUCGAUCAGUAAUUACAGGAUCAAUGGUUUUCUACCUCUAUGAUAAGCUCCCAACCCCCCAUUCAUGUUUCCUGGAUUCUGUAAAUCUGAAAAUUACCUCGAUGUCAUCCAGCUGUUUCAGUGUCUGACUUGCUACCUCACUUAAUCUGCCCUAUAGCUUGUUAACGCCUUACUCCAGCAUCUGCCAAAAACAGAAGCUGUGUAUCUCUUCUGCAGAGGGCUACAGAUUGCUGGAGUUUAGACAGAGCAUACACAGCGCAGCCAGUGGAAGAACACACAUUGACUAGAGUGAAACCUAUCGCUCCACUUACACAGCAGAGUGAAAAAAAAUAAUCUGGUGGAAGUUCCCUGUAAGCCAUUUGGAUCGAUGUGUGAACCUAUACUUGAGAUUAAACAGAGGUGGUGUCUGUCUGUCUCCACAGGUUUACAGAAAAAGGAAACUUGGAGGUUCUCCUCUUCACUAUCCAGAGCAAGAUGAGAGCGAAUAAUCAGAAAGUUUAUAUGCCAAGAGAGGGCAAACUCAUCUCAGACAUCAAUAAGGUAUGGGUUUUGUAAAGUGGUCAUUUUCUAUCAAGAAAUGUGGAAGUCACACCUCAACACCAUAAAGUGAAUGAAAAAAAAAACUAAAAAUAAACACCUCAUACUUUGUGGUAAGACAUUCGCUUUAGUUUGUAGUAAACCAGGACUACUGUCUUCUAUUCAUGUAAAAUAUGGAUCACCAUGCUCCAUUGGUAUCCUAGUUGUAACAAACUCUGUGGUUUUUGUUUGUGUUAUAGGCGUGGGAGCGACUGGAGAAGGCUGAGCAUGAAAGAGAACUGGCCUUGAGAAAUGAGUUGAUCCGUCAGGAGAAGCUGGAGAUGCUUGCUGCACGUUUUGACCGCAAAGCUGCUAUGCGGGAGACAUGGCUGAGUGAAAACCAGAGGCUGGUGUCUCAGGUAGAGAAAAAACAUUGAAUUCAACACAAAAUAUACCAAGUGUUAGGUUUAGUUGAAGUGGUAUUAGUGAAUAGUUUACCUGUGCUAAGAGAAUUUUCCUUUGUUAUCAGGACAAUUUUGGGACUGACUUGGGUGCAGUUGAAGCUGCCACUCGUAAACACGAAGCUAUCGAAACAGACAUUGGGGCUUACUGGGAGCGCGUGGCUGCUGUGGAGGCUGUCGCCAAAGAGCUCGAAGCAGAGGGGUACCACGAUGUGCGGCGAAUACUUGCAAGAAGGGACAAUGUGCUGCGACUCUGGGAAUACCUCAAAGAGCUUUUAACUGCACGCAGAGAGCGUCUGAAUGCCCACCGUGACCUACAGAGACUGUUCCAGGAGAUGCGCUACAUCAUGGACUGGAUGGCCGACAUGAAGGUAAUGACCCAUUCAAUGAAAAACACAUCAUGCACACGUGAUUUCACUCAGCUGUCUCUUUAAACCUCUGCUGUGGAUUCCUACAUUCUCUCGGGGUUGUUUUUCAUGAACACAAAGGUGUCUUAUUAAUCCCCUCAUUACAUUUAUUGUUGUCCACAUAUGUCCUUAACAGCUUUAGUGUCUGAUCGUAAGAAAGGACCAUUAACGGCAGUAAUUAGCUAUUUACAAGCCUAGUCUGAGCCGUGCUGCGUGUCAGUAUUUGCUUUACUGAGCUUGGCCAGGAUACACUUCAAUCCCUGAGUGUGUAUUUGUGUGUGUGUGUUUCUCCUUGAAAUGGUUUAAACCAGCAACUCCGUUCCUCCAUGUUUUGAUAUGAUACAGGCUGAAUUUGUCUGUUCACGCUGGUGUCGCCAAAUGCAGUCACGGACACAGCAUUUUAAAUUCCUGCUCUUUUCAUAGAAGCCUUUUAGCCUAAUUACCGUCUGGGAGCUUCAGAUAUCUGCAGCGUCAUACAUACAGUGCUCUUGAGUAUCUGUGAUGCAGGUUUGCUGUUUGAAAUGAUGGCACCGCAUCUCUAAUGAAAGGACUGUCAGCCAGGCUAGCAGUUGUUAUUAAGGCUAUGUAGCUGUUGGUUUAAUUCCCUGUUAUACUGUGCCAGUAAAGCGUUGCUCAGGUGUCAGAACUACUCAUCUCUACAUACAGUGACUUUGAUGUAACAUACUUUUUGUUAUGAAUGUUUCAAACAGAGCACUCACGCCUGUCUACUCUGCUUCAGAUGUAAUGUUUCAAAUGCACUGUACGACUCUGAGGGCUUGGUCUCAGCAGCCGCCCACCAGCUUUGAAAAAACAUAGAGCUAUUUGUUUGUUAUGCUCUUUGACCUGCUCUGAAGUUAGUAUUUGAGGUUUCCUCUACAUGACUAAAUUGUGAAAGAGAGUCAGUGUGGUUUAUUUGAUGGUUAACAGCUGUUGACAGGGUGGAGAUAUAAUUUGUCAGUGUUUGUUUGUCGAGGGAAGAGAUAAGACGGACUUGAAACCAGUUCUUCUUAAAUGCUUAGUUUAAACUAGGACCUUGUGGUUUAUGUCUAUGUUAUUCAGUCACCUGUUACUGUAUAAUUAUAGUGCUUGUUUACAAUUUAUCACUUUUUUAGAAAUGAUCUUGCUGUUAGUUAAUAAACUGGCGGCUCAGAUAAGAUAAAUUCUCUGUGCCUUUAGUUGAAUGAGGCUCUGGCUAUCAGAAACUACCCUCUGCUUUGAUUUACUUUUUCAGAAAUUAUUCUAAGUCGGUAUUUGAAUAAGUCACCAAGCAUGUGCCUCUGAUUAUGACUACAAUUCAAAUUAAAAAAAAAAAAAGAUGUUUAAAAGUAUUUUUCCAUGACAAUCAGGCCAACUUGUCACAGUUAAAGGAUUUUUUAUGAAGGUGAAAUAAACCAAAUGUGUUUUCCGGUUUUACAGGGUCGUCUACAGUCUCCAGACAGCGGCAAACAUCUACACGAUGUGUUAGACCUUCUGCAGAAACACACUCUAGUCGAGGCUGACAUUUCAGCGCAGGCAGAGAGGAUAAAGGGAGUUCAGGCAGCUGCACAGCGCUUCACUUCCUACGAACAGCGUGAGUCCACAAUCAUAUCAUCACAUCUGUGCAGUUUGUUCUGGAUAAUUUUUCAAAUGAAUUCCUACCGCUUGUUUUCGUGUCUCUUUUAUUUUUAUUUAUUUAUAAUGAUUUUUUAUAUUUAUUUUAUGUCAAUUUUUUAAUGUUAUGCCUUGACUAUGAUUGCAGCUGCUUGAACUGUGCAAUUUCUUAACAAAGAGUCAAUCUACUGACUGUCCAGCUCCAGUCAGACCUAACUGUGCACAAAAUAGAAUAAAAGCUACAUAUUCCUGCCUUUUCCUCUCCUCAGCCUACAAACCGUGUGAGCCGGGACUAGUUAGCGAAAAGGUAGACCAGCUGGGUCAGGCCUACGAAGAGCUCGGUCAGCUUGCCGGGCAGCGUAGAGAGCGCCUUGAAGACUCCCGCCGCCUGUGGCAGUUCCUGUGGGAUCUCGGGGAGGAAGCAGCGUGGAUUAGAGAGCAGGAGCAGAUCCUGGCCAGUGGAGACUGUGGCCGUGAUCUCACUUCUGCCCUUCACCUGCUCAGCAAACAUGAAGCUUUCAGAGAUGAGAUGGCGGCCCGCUACGGCCCCCUGAGUAACAGCAUUGCUGUGGGAGAAGCUUUGGUCAACGAGGGACACUUUGGAGCCCCAGAAGUCACUGAGAGGAUUCAGGACAUCCGUGCACAGUGGGCACACCUGGAGGAGGUGAGGAUUGAUGGAAGUGUGAAAGUGUGACUUUAUCUUUAAAUAAUACUUCCUGUUUUCUAAUCGUCUUGCUCCCUCUGCUUCCCAGACAACCAAGCUCAGAGAGCAGAACCUUAAAGAAGCAGUCGCCCUACACCAGUUCCAGACAGAUGCCAACGACAUGGAGGCGUGGAUCAUGGAGACACUUCGACAGGUGUCCAGUCAGGAGGUGGGCCACGAUGAGUUUUCCACCCAAACUCUAGCUCGCAAACAGAGGGAAAUCGAGGAGGAGAUCCAGAGCCACCACCCUCUCAUCGACUCCCUGCAUGAGCAGGCCCAAGCACUGCCACAGGCCUUUGUACAUUACCCUGAGGUAUGAGCUGUUUGUGUUUCAUCCUUGGUCAACGUUGACAAACUGUUGGCUGAACUCACUUAUUGUUAAUCCCUUUGUGUAGGUGGAGGGUCGUUUACCUGCUAUUGAACAGCGCUAUGAAGAACUGGAGUCUCUAUCAGCCGCUCGACGACAAGCUCUGGAAGGUGCCCUUGCCCUUUACCGCAUGUUUAGCGAAGCCGGCGCCUGUCAGCUCUGGGUGGAAGAAAAAGAAAAGUGGUUACAUGGCAUGGAGAUCCCCACCAAACUGGAGGACCUGGAGGUGGUGCAGCAGAGGUUAGUCUUGCUGUAUGAGAGAAGUAUUUACAUACAGAAGGUUUGAUUUAAAGAAAUGUGAUAGCUGAACUAUUGUCUGUUAAACUGAAACUAAUAGUUGCGAAAUAAAUGCUUAGAGUAUGAUCAAAAAUGACCAAACCAAACAAAGAUGGAAGUGUUGAUGACAUGUCUCAGCAAAUACAUCCACUAUUAAUGAGAAAUAUCUUGUUUGAAUAAGGGUGGAGUUUUUAGAAUUAAAAGAUUAAUGCUGAUUUAUUGUGUUUGACUGCAGAUUCGAGACGCUGGAACCUGAGAUGAACAACCUUGGCACUCGUGUCACUGAUGUGAACCAGGUGGCCCAGCAGCUUCUUGGCUCUGACAACUGUAACAAGGAGCAGAUCAACCAGACACGGGACCAACUUAAUAACAGGUCAGAGCUGACAGAUAGAGGCCUCUUUUUAUCCCUCUGUUUAAUGCAUAAAAGAAUUCGUUCUGAAUGAGAACUGGAGUUGGUGUUCAGGACUAAAAACUGUAUUUUGCGUGAUCCCUAGAUGGAAGGAGUUUGAAAUACUGGCUGAUCAAAAGAAACAGGGCCUUGAGUCAGCUCUCAACAUCCAGAACUACCACCUGGAGUGCAAUGAGAUUCAAACUUGGAUGAAGGAAAAGACCAAAGUGAUUGAAUCCACUCAGGGACUGGGCAAUGACCUUGCUGGAGUGAUGGCACUGCAACGCAAACUCACCGGCAUGGAAAGAGACCUGGAGGCCAUACAGGUAAAGAGAUGUCAAUACAAUGUACAGUAUGUAGUGAGAUGGUGAUUAACAAAGCUGUGCAAUAAAUGAUCUAGCAGUGAGGUCAACAUGUUGAGGUGUCUUGUCAUUAACUCCUCAUUUAAAUAUUUUUCAGGGCAAAUUAGAUGACCUGAGACAAGAGGCGGAGAAGCUGGCCAAGGAACAUCCAGAACAGGCUGCUGAGAUCCAAGCACGUCUGGCAGAGAUUCAGGAGGUGUGGGAGGAGCUCAAUGCCACCAUGAAGCGGCGUGAGGAGUCACUGGGUGAAGCAAGCAAGCUGCAGGGCUUCCUCAGAGAUCUGGAUGACUUCCAGUCAUGGCUGUCCCGCACCCAGACAGCUGUUGCCUCAGAGGACAUUCCCACCUCCCUGCCUGAAGCCGAGAGUUUGCUCGCCCAGCAUGAGAAUAUUAAGAACGAGGUGGAUAACUACAAGGAGGACUAUGAGAAGAUGCGCGCCGUCGGUGAGGAGGUGACCCAGGGUCAGACAGAUGCCCAGCACAUGUUCUUGGCCCAGAGGCUUCAGGCACUGGACACAGGCUGGCACGAGCUGCGUUGUAUGUGGGAGAACCGCCACAGUCUUUUGGCCCAAGCCUUUGAUUUCCAGACCUUCCUGAGAGACGCGAAACAGGCAGAGGCUUUCCUCAACAGCCAGGUGAGGAAAUCACAAUCAAAGCUUUACUGCCAGAGGACCUUGUUCCCACUUAUUCAAAUAACACUUCAUGUCCAGCCUUAUCAGCAGUGUUUGGAAAAAUUCAAAUGACAUCAUGUCCUUAAAAUACCGUAGAUUAUUGAACCACUGAAAUUGAUGAUAAAGGCUCACAAAGAAAGUAUGAAUCUGAUAGUAAAUGAAAUGUUUCAAAAUGUAAGAUUGUGUUUUCUGACAAUGCAUACUUCUAUACUUCACUUAUGUCAUGAAAACAGAAACCUACUGUCAUAGUACAAAUAUGGAGGGACUAGGUGUUGAUUUAUAUUCAAGGACAAAGCUGCAAAAUAUUGGGAAAUUAGCUGAAAUUGAAGGAUUGUAGAGAGGAAAUUGAUUACAUUCCUUUCCUAUCUGUGUAGGAGUACGUGCUGUCCCACACAGAGAUGCCCACCAGUCUGCAGGGAGCAGAGGAGGCCAUUAAAAAGCACGAGGAUUUCCUCACAACCACGGAGGCCAGUGAGGAGAAGAUUACUGGUGUAGUUGAGGCUGGACGGCGCCUCAUUAAUGACUCUAAUGCGAACUCCGAUAAGAUCCAGGAAAAAGUCGACUCCAUCCAGGAAAGGUUAGAGCAAGACUUAAAGCAGAGAAAAACCCUUCCUAUUUAAGACUGUCGUAAUUUUCAGUUUUAAUUUGACUUAUUUACAUUUCUCCUACACUUACUCCAGGCAUCUCAAGAAUAAGAAAUCUGCAAACGAAUUGCUGUCCAAGCUUAAAGAUAACCGUGAACUUCAGCACUUCCUGCAAGAUGGACAAGAGGUAAAAUUAUUCACUUUUGGUUAGAAUUAGUAAAUGUUUUUUUAUAAAGGUUAAGUCAUUUUCCUGAACAUUACCAUGGUAUUGGAGAUAGAUAUGACCUCUUCAACCAUAAAUACUUGGUUUUAGAGCAUGUUUUAAUUACUUGUGUUUCUUUGCGGUAAUAUGAUGGUCUUCUCUUUUUGUAGCUCACUUUGUGGAUCAAUGAGAAGAUGCUGACUGCACAGGACAUGUCUUAUGAUGAAGCCAGAAAUCUUCACAGCAAGUGGCAGAAACAUCAGGCCUUUAUGGCCGAGCUGGCCUCGAACAAAGACUGGCUGGACAAAAUUGAUAAGGCACGGCUAAUUUUAGAUGAAUUGUUGUAUUUAAUAAGAAAACUCAUCAAGAAUACGAGACUUUUCACAAAUGUUGUAUCAUGAAACAAUCUGCAUUAAUGUUCCUGUAAGGUUUAGGCAGAUAAAAAAAAUUCUGUUGCUAUUUUUUCAAAUAAUUUUAUCAUAACCAAGUCAACCUUUUAGUUGUUUGUUCAAAAAUGAUCAAACAAAAUUUUAAUUUUGGCACUGUCUCCAACAGGAGGGUCAGGCUUUGGUGGCGGAGAAGCCAGAGCUCAAACCUGUUGUUCAGCAAACCCUUGAGGACCUGCAGCGUCAGUGGGAAGAGCUGGAGAACACCACCCGCACCAAGGCCCAGUGCUUGUUCGAUGCUAACCGGGCAGAGCUGUUCACACAGAGCUGCUCCGCUCUGGAUGUGUGGCUGAAGAAUUUGGAGGGCCAGCUGCAUAGUGAUGACUACGGCAAAGAUUUAACCAGUGUCAACAUACUGCUUAAGAAGCACCAGGUAGACUUCAAUACAAAACAUGACUCUGUAAUGUUGACCGGUAUUUAGAAUGCAGUAGAUAAAACUAACCAGCUAACUAACUCAGACUAAGAAAGAUUUAAAUAAAUGUAAGUAAAUUUAAGUCCAGAGAUAUUCUAAGAGUAUGUGGUAGAAAUGGCCAGAUCUGUUCAGGAUUGGUAGGAGACAAACAAAUGUCAAAUCUCCCUAUCCUGACAUCUUUCUAAUAUCCUUUGUAGAUGUUGGAACACCAAAUGGAGGUCAGGGAGAAGGAGGUGCAGUCCCUCCAGUCUCAGGCUCUGGCCCUGACCCAGGAGGAUGCUGGGCUCGCUGAAGUGGACGGGCAACAAAGACGUGUGACUGACAGCUUCUCUGGCCUUCAGGAUCCUCUCAAACUGAGGAGACAGCGACUCCUUGCCUCUAAAGAAGCACAUCAGUUCAACAGGGAUCUAGAGGAUGAGAUUGUAAGAUCAUAUAACCUUACUGACAGCAUGGAUUAGACAUGUAGAGUAUAGUAUUGUGUGUGAUUAGUAUUCUGUAUUGCCCGAGCAUCAUGUUUAAGUGAUUCUUCUGCUUGUAUUUAAGCUUUGGGUGAAAGAGAGGAUGCCUCUCGCAACCUCCACAGACCACGGAAAAGACCUGCCAACUGUACAGCUACUAAUCAAGAAAAACCAGGUACAAUUAUAUUAAAAAAGAAAACUGUAAAACAUGCAGUGGAAAAUUGAUUGAUGACUUGUGCUUUGAUUGAAAUCUUGCAGUCUAAUUGUGAGAAAAAGAAAGAUUAAAAAAAAAAUGUUUUCUCUGAGUUCAGAUAAAAAGUAGUGAAACGUUGAACCUAACUUGUCUCUUCUCUCUGAAUCAGACUUUGCAGAAAGAGAUCCAGGGCCACCAGCCUCGCAUUGAUGACAUCCACAGACGAGGCCAGACUCAGAGCCAGGUGGACGGAGAGAGGCAGUCUGUCCUGGAGGAGCGCCUUGUGGAGCUGAAGGACCUCUGGGACCAACUGAUUGCUGAGACGGACAAUCGUCAUGCACGCCUUGUAGAGGCCAACCGUGCCCAGCAGUUUUAUACAGAUGCAGCAGAGGCUGAAGCCUGGAUGGGAGAACAAGAGCUUCAUAUGAUGUCUGAGGAAAAAGCCAAGGUUAGAGGACACUAAAUAAGUUCAUGGUGCCAUUAUUCUCCACUCUGUUGUUGGCAGCUAAAGUGAUUAUUCUCUAAUGUGUCUUUCAGGAUGAGCAAAGCGCUCUGGUGAUGGUCAAGAAACACCAGACACUCGAACAGGCCCUUGAAGACUACGCACAAACAAUUCACCAGCUAGCAAACAGUAGCCGCCUCAUGGUCACCAGUGAACACCCAGAAAGGUGCACUUAUGGAUCUAAACCAAAAUUGCCUUCCUUACUGUCAGUUUAUAUAAUUUGGCACUUCAUAGAUAAAAUACUGAUUGAUUGGUUUCAACUGUUACAGUGAGAGAAUCACACUACGACAAGCUCAAGUUGACAAGCUGUACGCCGGAUUGAAAGACCUUGCUGAGGAGCGUCGUGGACGGCUUCAGGAGAGACUUAGGUUGACCCAGCUGAAACGUGAGGUUGAUGACCUGGAACAGUGGAUAGCAGAGAGGGAGGUGGUCGCAGGUUCCCAUGAACUAGGACAGGAUUAUGAGCACGUCACUGUGAGUUUUUUUCCCCUCAGUAACAUACUUAACGGACGCAGAGAAAUUGAGCUGAACUACCGGUAAUUGUUUCCUACUUUCAUCCUGUUUACUUUUGUUUUCCACAGAUGCUGAGGGACAAGUUCCGGGAAUUUGCUCGUGACACCAGCACCAUCGGCCAAGAGCGUGUUGAUGGUGUCAAUGGGUUGGCAGAUGACCUGAUUGAGUCGGGUCAUCCUGAGAACGCAAGUGUGGCAGAAUGGAAGGACGGGUUAAACGAGGCCUGGGCUGAUCUGCUGGAGCUGAUAGACACACGCACACAGAUGCUGGCAGCCUCAUAUGAGCUGCACCGCUUCCAUCAGGACGCCAUGGAAGUGCUCGGACGAGUUAAGGAGAAGAGAGAGGGGCUGCCCUCUGACCUUGGCCGUGAUUUGAACACUGUUCAGCACCUACACAGACAGCACAACACAUUUGAAAAUGACAUCCAGGCCCUCAGUGGACAGGUCCGAUUCUUUUUUUAUCCAGAUAUUUCACGUAAGGUUUCAAAGAGAGCUGCGUAAAUAAAAAUCUAAACAUCCCGUCUUUGAACUCAUAGGUAAACCAGGUGCAAGAUGAUGCAGCACGGCUGCAGAAGGCCUAUGCUGGAGAGAAAGCUGACGACAUUCACAGGAGCGAGCAUGCUGUCACUUCUGCCUGGGAGGGUCUGCUGGAGGCAGGUCAGGCCCGCAGGCUCCUCCUGCUGGACACCGUGGAGAAGUUCCGCUUUUUCAACAUGGUACGAGACCUCAUGCUCUGGAUGGACGGUAUCAACCUGCAGAUCGAUGCACACGACAGCCCCAGGUUAAUAUCCUCUUAAUGAUCUAUUUUUCCAGUAACAAUAAUCAAUACCGCUAUGAUGACAUUAUGCAUAAUCUAACCUCUCUCUGCCCUUUCGGAUAUCACAGGGAUGUUUCUUCUGCUGGGUUGGUCAUUAACAAUCAUCAGGACAUCAAGUCAGAGAUUGAGACCAGAGCAGACAGCUUUACUGCCUGUAAUGAAAUGGGAAACACUCUCAUCAACAAUAACCACUAUGCAGCUGAUGAGGUAGCGUGCACUGGGUCAUUUGAACUGUAGCUUGCAGUCAUAUUGAUGCAUUUAUUAAAAGAAAAAAACAUACCUCAUGUUUUGUCUGCUGAAUAUCACAAAAUGUUUGUCAUUUUGUUUAGCUUCUUGUUAUUGAUUAUUUCUUAUUUCACAGAUCCGGGAGAAACUGGCUCAACUCCAAGAAAAGAGGGACAGGAUCAACAAAAAGUGGCAGGACAAGAUGGACCAUGUACAAAUUGGUACGCUCAACAUGUUUACAGCCAAUUCAAUGAGACACUUAUUAAUCAAACAAUACCUUGACAAACAAAAGAGAGUGUGUUAGCUGAUGUGGACACAUUGGUGUACAGAAGAAAGAUAAAGGAUAAAAUGCAAACAGGAAUGUCCAGUUUGAAGGUCUGCCGUUUCAAAUGCAAAUUCCUUUCCCUCAGCUCAUACUCGACAGAGCAUACACGUUACAAGGCAUUUAGGAGCACUAUGCAAAGUGCUCUUCAAAGCUUGGUUGGUUACACAAACUUGAUUGGUGCUGAUUGUGCAAUGACAGUUGAAGAAAAGAGGGUAAUUGGUUUGUUUGUCUUUAUUUUCACAUUUGCAGCCUUUCUGGCAGCAACAAAGUGGUCAUAGUGCAGUCAGUGGAGCCAACUUUUUUGGAGCUGUUGUUGGCCCUGGGUGUUACAGGAAGUGCCCAGACUCACUGCUAAGUCCUUCUUAAGCUGUUAAUGUCUUUUUUUUUCUAAUGGCUUUUCUCGCCCUUCCUUCAGUGCUGGAGGUGUUGCAGUUUGGACGUGAUGCUUCUGUGGCAGAGUCGUGGUUGGCAGGUCAGGAACCUCUUGUGAGAGCAGCAGAACUGGGGGCAAAUGUGGAUGAAGUAGAGAGCCUAAUUAAGCGCCAUGAGGCCUUUGAGAAACUCGCAGCAGCCUGGGAGGAUCGCUUUGUGCUGCUGGAGAAACUCACAACAGUAAGUAGAAAAACAACUUGUUCUGUGUUACUGAUCGACAGAGAGUCUCGUUCUCUGGGGAUAUGAAAAUAAGUGCCGAGGUAAAGUUAAUGAUACUGAGGUUCUCUUAUUUUCAGCUUGAGGAACAGGAGAUCCAGAGGAGGCGAGAGGAAGAAGAGAGAGCACGGCGACCCCCAACACCCCCUCCGGUUGAAGAAGUUGCUCAGUCAGAGACCGAAAGUCACAUGCAUGAUUCUGCAGCCAGGUAAAAAAAACUGGAAAGAAAAGGUCGCUUUUGUGAUCAGAACAGUUUGUGUUUGGAAGUGGACGACAUUUUUGAUUGUUUUCAACACUUAAUGUCCGUUUUGUCUCACUCUCUCUCAAACAUAGAACUAGUCUGGACCAGACCACGCUCAAUCAGUCGGUGUCAGUGAACGGAGUCCACAGUGACAAUGACACAUCCCAGGUGAGAUUUGUUGAAAGUGAUUUAAACUUUAUUCAGUGAUGCAACAAAUCAAUUUUUUUACCUCUUGUACAAUGGGAUUUUUUUAUCCUUGAGCUCUACCAUGUGAUGUCCUGUAAUGUCUUUUCUAUGUUGUCUUUACUCAUCUUCGAUAUCACAACAUUUAUAUGUAUGAAGUGUUAUCGCUGUUCAGCUCUGUCUGUUUUAAAAGGUGUGAUAUUUUUGUACAUCUAUUAUAUUGUAACUGUAUGUGAAUGUGCAUACCAGUGUUUGUCUGUCUCACACUGUUAACAGUCGUUUUGGUUCAUAUACUAUUAUUAACUGCUACUAUUAAGUUCUUAACUUAAAGUCAGUUUAUGAAGUAUGUUGAAUACUUAAAGUGCUGAUUUGAGCUACAUAAGUACAAGAAUUAUAUCAUUAUUUAGAUAUUAUAUGGGAGAUAAGAGAAGUAAGUGUAGUUCUACUAGGGGUUUGCAGACACCACCUCAGUGACACUGAAUGGAUAACACAGGACACAUAUGAGGAGGGAACUGGUGCUUGUGUAGGAUGAAGUGAACUUGGCAUUUCUCUGGGAGGAUGAUGGCAGUAUACAGUGCAUCCAUCUGACACUGCAGAGACAUAUCAGUCAAAGAGAGAGAGUAAUUCUCUGUUUGAUUGAACUUCUCUAAAUUUGUUUCAAUCUACAGCUUUUGUCAAAUGUUACUAUUUUGUUGGUUAACAUCCUUACAUUAAUGUGUCUCACAAUCAAUUGUGGUAAAAUACUGACAAAGCCCUCCAAGUGUAAACCGUUGACUCUUAACUUUCAAAGACUUUGUAACAUUUUCUUAUUGCGUUUUUACCAGCAGUCAUUAUCGCUAUCGUUGUCAGUGGGAAAGAAAUCAGAGCCUAAACGUGUGUGUAAGCCAAAGCAGCCGGAGCGUGUGAGUACCAAGCUUUGGUCAGCAUUGUAGCUUCUCCUCGCCUCCCCUCACAGCCUCCGCUCAGCUCCUGGUCAACAGCAGUGCCUCUUUUUUUUCCGAUGAAGAAGCCUCUGCCUUCUGUCACAGAUGCAAACCAUUGCUUUUUUUAAAUUCAUGCACCUUGUGUUUCCAUCGAUCAGUCCCAUUGCUGUUUGAAGGCAUGAUGCUGAUUCAUGAACAGAUAGUUCUAAUGGAUCAGUAUGCUGUUGCUUAUGUGCGCUUUUUGACCAGGACAGGAGUGACUGUAAUUGUGAAGCCCAGAGUUGUAAAUGUGGUGAUAACUGUAGCUGUCGGAAGUCCUUUUAUAUGUAUCUUGUUUCAGUGAUUCUUUAUACCUGUGAUCUCCCUGUGGUGUGUCCCUCAGUAGUGUUGGGGAAAAAAGCAAAAACAAACUUAUUAGCUUAUCAUACUUAAUAGUUCUGUCACAACUGAGUACUUUAGAAGGGUUGACUUUUGUUGCUGAAUUUUGUGGUGAAGGAAUAUAUGAUACAAAGAAGCCGAAGUUUAAGAGAUAAGCUGUAUUCAAGGCCUUAGAAGGUUGAGUGUGUGUUUGUGUCUGUUGUUUUUUGUGUUAGAAUAAUGAGUUAUGAUGUCUUCAAUUAUAAAUGAUCAACAAAUGACUGAGACUUUACUGUAGAUUAUCAUAUGGGGGACAAAAAAAGUUUAUAUUUUAUAUUUAUCUCAUCCUCUGUCCCCAUCAAAUCUGAUAAAACAGGUUUAUGAGUAUUUUAAUCGCAUUAUUUUGAAAUAUAGGAAAUUUCACUGUCAGUUUUUAAAAGACUGCAUGUUUCAUAUGAGUGUUUAGUUUAGCUGUUUGUCUAGAGUGAGUGUAAUUGUUGUGUGUGAAGUCAGUGUACUGUGAUUUUGUCAAAGCUCUGUACCCAAACUAUGCUAUUGCGUCAGGUAAUCAUACGGUAUCAUCAGAGCGAGUCUUAUCAUGCCUUUCAUCUAUGGCUGUGAAUGGUCGCUUUGCUGCUCAGUGGUACUCCCAUCCAUCCUUUAUUUUUCCUCCAUCCUCACCACACGACAUGUUCUGGUUUGGACCAUAGGGCUCGGAGUCGGAGUCGGUGAAUGGACCCGGUAGGGACAGUGGGCUGGCUUCCUCUCGCCUUGAGCCAUCCGCCACGUUACCGAGCAGGGGCGGAGCAGAGUCUGAGCCCGAAACCAUGGAGGGGAUGCUCUGUAGAAAACAGGAAAUGGAGUCUCACAGCAAAAAGGCAGCUACCAGGUGAGUGCUGUUGCGCAGGUUUACUGCAGAAAAUCAGUGUUUUUGCAUGUUACCUACUUUGUUUGUAAUCUGACUUCUUUGCUCCCACAGGUCCUGGCAGAACGUGUACUGUGUCUUAAGAAAAGGAAGUCUUGGUUUCUACAAAGAUGGCAAGAGCGCUAGCAACGGCAUUCCAUACCACGGGGAGGUACCCAUCAGCCUUGGGGAGGCAGUGUGUGAGGUAGCCCACGACUAUAAGAAGAGGAAACAUGUAUUCAAGCUCAGGUGAGAGGAAACAUGGAAACCAAAACCUCAGAGCAAGAAUUCCUAAUAAAGGGUCGAGCAGAAUAAUAGAAAGUUUGAUGUAUAAGACUUUGUAAGUCAUCCUGAGCUGAUGAGUUCCUCUUCAACUGUGUUUACAGGCUAGGAGAUGGAAAAGAAUAUCUGUUCCAAGCAAAGGAUGAGGUGAGAUAUAUACAACUCUUACUCUGCUACAAUUAGUGCAACUCCAAUAUCCUGGUGUUUAAAGUUCUUGUUUUGGCGCUGAUUGUUAGAGCAGGUGUCCCGCACACAGACGCUACAGUCCUCACUGUACUGGUGGUCAGAUAGUUUGCAUAAUUUGGUGCAUGUCAUUCCUCCACACUCUUCUUAAAUUUCUUGACUCUCUCAAGUUAUUCAGUCGAGUAAAGGCCAAAGUUUACUUUAGAAAAGAUUCUAUGAUGUGAUUUGUUGCCCAAAUGCCGAGGUAUAACAAAGGUUUCUGACUUUCUAAAGGCGGAAAUGAGCUCCUGGAUCCGUUCCAUCCUUGGCUCCAUUCCAACAGGACCAGGAGACUCGCCUGGAGGUUCUCGGGCGCUGAGCCGUGCCAUGACUAUGCCUCCCAUCUCCCCCAGCUCAGGUGAAGCAGGAGGUGUUACCAUGCGCAACAAAGAUGGCAAAGAGAAGGAUCGCGAGAAGAGGUUCAGCUUCUUUGGCAAGAAAAAAUAG
Molecule: messenger RNA, 36240 nt
Organism: Xyrichtys novacula (pearly razorfish)
Lineage: Eukaryota; Metazoa; Chordata; Actinopteri; Labriformes; Labridae
Source: the annotation of a GenBank genome assembly